AUGGAGUAUGGAGCAAACCCUAACAUACUGACUAAAGAUAUCACGCCUUUAAUGAUAGCUAGUCAAAAUUGUCAUCAUGAAAUUAUAGACCUGUUAUGGAAGUAUGGAGCUGAGGUCAAUUAUAUUGGACCUUCUGGACAUACAGCACUACACAUGGCUUCAUUGGAAAAGGAGAAUGAUUGGCGUACACUUGGUAUCUUUCUUGAUGUAGAAGAUUGUAUAUUGGAUGAAAUUGAACGUCUGUAUGAGUCCAAAGGAAUCAGAAGAUGUAAAGAGGAAUUAUUCAAAGUUUUGAAACGCAGAGAAGAAUACCCCACAUGGGAGAAGAUUGCUGAGGCUUUAGACAGCGCUGUUGAGGUUGGUUCAGUUGAUGCAGUUAAUCUUCUACUAUCAGUAGCUGACAUUAAUAUUAAUGACCAAGCCUAUACCCAUGAUCAAGCUACAGCAGUUUUUAUUGCAUGUAUGAAUGGCCACUUAGCAGUUACAUCUUCACUCCUCCAGUAUGGAGCCAAUCUUAACAUAAAGAGGAAGGAUGGUAUCACACCUCUUAUGAUGGCAUGUUUCAAUGGACAUCUUGAAGUAGUAGAGUGUUUGUUAAAGGCUGAUGUUGAGUUACAUGCUCAAAUGGAAAGUGGUGCUACAGCAGUAUAUUGUGCUAGUCAAAAUGGAAACACUGCAAUUGUUUCUGCUCUCCUACAGCAUGGAGCAAACCCUAACAUACCUACAAAGGAUGGUAGCACACCUCUUAUGAUAGCAAGUUUCAAUGGACAUCUUGAAGUAGUGGAAUGUUUGUUAAAAGCUGGUAUUGACUUAAAUGCUCAAAUGGAAAGUGGCGCAACAGCAGUUUACUGUGUUAGUCAAAAUGGACACACUGGAAUUGUUUCUGCUCUCCUACAGCAUGGAGCAAACCCUAACAUAUCUACAAAGGAUGGUAGCACACCUCUUAUGAUAGCAAGUUUCAAUGGACAUCUUGAAAUAGUGGAGUAUUUGUUAGAAACUGAUGUUGACUUAAGUGCUCAAAUGGAAAGUGACACAACAGCAGUAUAUUGUGCUAGUGAGAAUGGACAUACCACAAUCAUAUCUGCUCUCCUCCAGUAUGGAGCAAAUCCUAACAUACCUAUGAAGGAUGGUAGCACACCUCUUAUGAUAGCAAGUUUCAAUGGACAUGUUAAAGUAGUGGAGUGUUUAUUAGAAGCUAGUGUUGACUUAGAUAGUCAACUGGAAAGUGGCGCAACAGCAGUAUAUUGUGCUAGUGAGAAUGGACAUACCACAAUCAUAUCUGUUCUCCUCCAGUAUGGAGCAAAUCCUAACAUACCUAUGAAGGAUGGUAGCACACCUCUUAUGAUAGCAAGUUUCGUGGGUCAUCUUGAAGUAGUGGAGUGUUUGUUGAAAGCUGGUGUUGACUUAGAUACUCAAAUGAAAAGUGGCUCAACAGCAGUAUAUUGUGCUAGUCUGAACGGACACAUAGCAAUUGUCUCUGCUCUCCUCCAAUAUGGAGCAAACCCUAACAUACUUACGAUGAUUGGUAGCACACCUCUUAUGAUUGCAAGUUUCAAUGGACAUGUUAAAGUAGUGGAGUGUUUGUUAGAAGCUGGUGUUGACUUAGAUACUCAAGUGGAAAGUGGUGCAACAGCAGUAUAUUGUGCUAGUGAGAAUGGACAUGUUGCAAUCAUUUCUGCUCUUCUCCAGUAUGGAGCAAACCCUAACAUACCUACAAAGGAUGGUGUCACACCUCUAAUGAUAGCAAGUUUCAAUGGACAUCUUGAAGUAGUGGAGUGUUUGUUAAAAGCUGGUGUUGACUUAGAUGCUCAAAUGGAAAGUGGCGCGAAACAGCAGUAUUAUAUUGUGCUAGUCAGAAUGGACACACAGCAAUUGUCUCUGCUCUCCUCCAGUAUGGAGCAAACCCUAACAUACCUACGAAGGAUGGCAGUACACCUCUCAUGA
Molecule: messenger RNA, 1944 nt
Organism: Gigantopelta aegis
Lineage: Eukaryota; Metazoa; Mollusca; Gastropoda; Neomphalida; Peltospiridae
Product: ankyrin-1-like
Exons: 4
Coding region: 1-1944 (647 amino acids)
Molecular function (GO): protein binding
Source: RefSeq, a predicted model, not a curated record